This is a messenger RNA of Ophidiomyces ophidiicola, 1683 nucleotides long. RefSeq lists its product as uncharacterized. Lineage: Eukaryota; Fungi; Ascomycota; Eurotiomycetes; Onygenales; Onygenaceae. The transcript has a single exon. Gene Ontology annotation, molecular function: phosphatidylinositol binding. The record is from RefSeq and is a predicted model, not a curated record. The coding region runs from base 1 to 1683 and encodes 560 amino acids.
AUGACGUCUGAUUCUACGAAAAUGGCUACUUCCCAACAAAAGAGCUGGGAGAGGGCAAAGGUCUACUCGAAGAGAGGAUUUGAGAAGGCAUGGCACACUCUAGACAAGCUCGGUCGCCCAAUCAACCGUCUAUCUAUGAAAUUCCGCGCCGAAGCUUUUUGGCCAUCGACCUUGGAUCUCGAGAGCGAGAAAGCGGCGCGAAUACUACGAAGUUUUUACAAGGGCGGGUUCUACGCGGAGAUCGACAGCACAAGCGCGGAAGGACUGGCCGCACACUCUCCAUCGCAAAAGCGAAGAGCCGUUAAAAGAAUUCCAACAUCUGUUAUUGCACAUGCCAAAGGGUUGGCUAUAUUUACAACAAUGAGAACGGGCCUCUGGGUCAACGGAUCCGGAGGGAGUGGAGUUCUUCUCGGAAGAAUAAAAGAGACGGGCGAAUGGAGCCAUCCAUCUGGAAUCAUGGCGCAUACAGCUGAGCUGGAAUUCCUUACGGGCGUGGAUAUAUACGACUGCGUUGUGGUGAUUAAUUCCUAUGAAGCUCUGGAAGCUUUCAAACGUGGUCGAUGCACUCUUGGAAGGGGUGUUGCUGCCUCAAAAGGUCCCAUUGGCCCUGGUGGCAAUCCGGAAACCAAAAUACAUCAACGACAAGCGCCAACAUUGACCUACAUUAAAGGCCGUGGGCUCUACGCUGAUAUUAAUGCAGAGGGCACUCUGAUAAUCGAACGAUGCGAUGAGAAUGAACGUUUUUAUGGAGGAAAAAUAUCUGCGGCGGAUGUUUUGGCAGGCAACGUAAAACACCCGUCGUCGUCGAUAAGAACGUUGUUGCAAACGAUCAAGGCGGCCCAAGGCGACAGGAAUAUCGACGUGGAGAUGCUACUUGCGCCCGGUGAGACACCGGGUGAUGUAGAAGUCGAACCAAUUGGAACAUUUGGCAUUCCAGCUGACGACGACCCGGAUCCAUAUGGCGUUAAGGCGCUUGAGAGAGAGGGCAUCUUAAUUCGAGAAGCGGGCACUCGCCGCCUGCCCAACGUCAAUUCCUUUGAUUUCAGCCCGACUUCAUCAAAGUGGAGCGCCACAGGUUCCACGAGGUCUAGUUUUCGAAAUAGCGUCCAAAGUUUCGCCAGUAUCGAUCGAGGCACCCAAACCGACGGUCUUUCUUUAGAUCAAGCUAGCCAAUCGUCAAUCUGCCCUGACUCACCGCGCAGCCCAAGAUCUCCAACGCGUCCAUCUCUCCGCAUUGCAAUACCACUAGCGGAGGAAAUUGGAUCUGUCGAGUAUACUAAAAGCAUAGGUAGCGCCAUGCCAGCCCGGCAGGUCAGCGUGCUGGAUCAUAAUGCGCACAGCCUCAACGGCCCAGCCUCUGCAUCGUUCGCAAAGGCGAAGCUCGUCACUAUUCCCAAACGCACUCCUCCAUCUGUGCCUCACCGCAACCCCAGACGCCAGGCCGCUUUAGGCUCUUCGUCUUCACUACAUUCUGCAAAUAACGGGUCGUCAGACUCAUCGCCAUCUUCGUCGACGAACUCGCCAGUUGACACCGACAUGAGUGUUCUUGAUGUUUCCAGCAAGUUGCGGCAACUCUGGUCUGAAGACUCGCAAAGCGACCCGAAGACCCGUGGAGAUUCCCAGGAACGGGAUGAAUUUGUUUCAGCGCCAGCUUCGCCGCCCAAUGCCAAAGAUACAGAAUAA